UCAGUUUGUUUACAUUGACUUUGUGCGCUAGCUGAAGGAUGUAGGAACCAUCAGGAGGAGGUGAGGGGAGUUUGGCAGCAGGCUAGUGUUUCUCCUCAUAUGGCAGCAGUGUCGGUGAAAUGUCCGUGUGUGUGGCUGCUGUUGUGGCUCUGCGUCCGGCUGUCCGGGACGCAAAACACCCGAAUUUCUAUGGUCGAUGAUGUCCUGCUGCCGUACGACCACGGCCACGGCCCAUCCCACUCCCACCGCCAUGUCAGAGACUGUCAGGCUGUCGUUUACGGCAACACCACCCAUGAAAGCUGGCCCUCCAGUAACCACAGCAUGGUGCCGGUGGCCGAGUCCACUGUGUUUGUAUCGAAAGUGACGGGAACCUCCAGAUGGGUUUACGGUCACAUGACGGUGGUCCACGACCCGCUGAGGACGGUGUCAGUGUUGGAGCCGGGUGGGCCGGGCGGAUGUGGGAUGAGUCUGACUGCCUCGGUGGAGGAAACUGCCAAGGCCGCCGGGUGUCUGUACGCCCAAAACGCCGGGUUCUUCAACACAAAAUCAGACCAGUGUUUGGGCAACGUGGUGAGUGACGGCAGGAUGGUGCAGGACAGUGCUGGGAUACAGAACGCCCAGUUUGGAAUCAGGAAGGACGGCACCCUGGUGUUUGGGUAUCUGUCACAGGAAGACGUUUUGGACCAGUCUAACCCAUUUGUCCAGCUGGUCAGCGGUGUGGUGUGGCUGUUGAGGAACGGCGAGGUGUACAUCAACCAGAGCCUGACGGCCGAGUGCGACAAGACGCAGGAGACAGGGAAAUUCCGCGAUUUUGUGGAUGUGGUGUCAGCCAGGACGGCGGUGGGCCACGAUGCCGACGGCAACCUGAUCCUGUUUCAGAUUGAUGGACAGACUGGAAAAAGGGGUAUGAACCUUCGGGAGGUGGCUGAGUUUCUGAAGUCCUACGGAGUCGUCAAUGCCAUCAAUCUGGAUGGAGGCGGGUCUUCCACCUUCGUGAUUGAUGGCUCAUUGGCCAGCUACCCCUCGGAUCACUGUCAAGCAGACAGCAGGUGGCGCUGUGGCCGCCGUGUCUCCACCGUCCUGUGUGUUCACCUGCGGCGCUGCCAGCCGGCAAACUGCAGCGGACACGGAGACUGCGUGGACGGACGCUGUCAGUGUCAGGAGGGCUGGCAGGGCGCCGCCUGUGACUCUCUGGUGUGCCAGCCGCCAACCUGCGGCCCACACGGUGUCUGCACUGCCAAUGGCUGCGUCUGUGAUGCUGGCUGGAGAGGAAAGAACUGCAGCCAAGAAUGCCUCCCAGGUUUCUAUGGUGAUGGCUGCAAUCAGACCUGCACCUGUGUCAAUGGCGGUUCCUGCGACCCUGUCCACGGACACUGCAUUUGCCCCUCGGGUUUCCACGGCAAGACCUGUGAACAAGUGUGUCCUCUGGGUUUCUUUGGUCCGUCCUGCGCUCAGGAGUGUCACUGUGACAACCUGUGUCCAUGUGACCCGCAGACUGGAAGCUGUAACGCCACACUGCAAAGAGAGAACAACUACACCUUACACAGAGCUGGACACUGUCUAGCCAAACAGAUGUUUACAUCUUGGAGAAAGGAUGAAGAAGCUCACAGAGAGCAGCCUCGUCUAACAGAGCGUACAUGGCUGACGAUCACCAUCACUCUGGCCUCUCUGCUGUCAGCCAGCCUGUUGGUCCACCUCAUGCAGGCGUGUCGCGGCUCCGUGGCGGCUCACUUCCCCGAGCGCCGAGACUACUCCUACGUCCCGCUGAACGACAUCAACAGAGGCGUCGCUUCACGUGCAGGCGCCGGGAGACCCGGGAAAGGAGGUUUUGGAUUAGAGGACUCGGACUCUGAGGAUGAAAUCUGGUCUCCAUCACACUCGAGGAGGUCGUAGCCGUCAGGAAAACGAUGAGUGGGGACGCGCUGUUAUUGCACAAAGAGAAACUCAGUGUUCCUCUGCUUUAAUUUAAUCCUGUAAUUGUGUCAAAUGUUUAUCGACAAUCCUGCUGAAGUGAAAAGGUAGCUAAAGGACGAAGCACAAAUGUUUUGUUACAUCCUUUUUUACUCUGCUGAUGUCUGACUGCCCAGACGUUUCUAGCAGCUGGUCAGAUGUUCUUUUACGUUUACAACUCAGACCUUUUGGAAAAACAAAAGAGGUCAAAGCUUUAUUUUGUUUUUUAUUUGGAAUGUGGACGUCUCAACUUUGACCUCUGACCUGGGGCCUGUAUCAUAAAGCGAAGUCAGUGUUUUAUCCAUCUACCUUUUGAGCUUAACUCCGGUUUUCCUGCAUCAUGAAGCUUGUUCACUUUUAAAAAGUGGAUCAUAAUGGUAACCCAAAGCUUCAUUGCAAACCUACUCCAGGAUGGGUUAACUUCAGCCAUAGCCCGACCGCUGACCAAUCAGAUCACUGGAAGAAAUGUAUCAUCAUCCUACAGGAUUCUGACAUGGACGUAGCUGGCAAGUUUACAAGAAGUGACAAAGAGCAAUAGAGAUUAUGUUUAUUAUAUCAAUAGUAUUAAUUUAACCAUUUUAUUAAAGGUCGCACAUCAACUCUGAGUUUAAAGCAUUAUCACACUAGCAGUCUGAAUAAUGGAAAUUAUAGCUGAAUAUUAUGCCUUGUUUUUUCAUAGAUAUGUUAACUAUAUAUAGUUGGUUUAUCAUGUAACAAAAAGCACCAAAAUGUCUCAAAACUCACUUAAAUCUAUGUUUAAAAGCCAACCACUAUUUAAAGAGACCUAUAUUAUAAUUCCCACCCUUACCUUUUUAAUUUGUUUGUUAUUCCUACUGUUUCUACAGCUGUGUGCCACUGACAUCGCUCAAGGUCAAUUGCUGCCGCAUUCACCUCCUUGCAGGUAUCAUAGUUUCAUCUCAUGUCAUAUAGAAAGCAUAACUCCCUCCCCUUCUGAUGGCCCACCAUUGGACCUAAUUUUGGAAAAAAUACGGACGGUUGUCAACUGCGAGAAACAACUAAGUUUUUUGAUCCCGUUUGAAUUGUGCCCUGAAUUACACAGAUGAUGUUUGUCAGUUUAAAAGAUAAUUUAAGAAAAGAAAGUCAAAGUUUGUCGUAAAACUGUCAAAGUAUAAGAUGAAAAAGAAAAUCCCUAAUUACCAAGACCACAAACCCAAAAGUCAGGUAUGUGACAUCAUAACUAUUUCUCUCAAUGACUGAAGCUAACGUUACUGAAGGUAACAUGAAAGAGUUUCCAUGUGUAGAUAAUGUGAUGGAAAGGACCAGGAGUGGUUGGAUUAAACACUUCAGUCAAUCAUUAAGGCUGUAACUAACGAUUAUUUUCAUUACUGAUUAAUCUGUCCAUCAUUUCCGCGAUUAAUUGAUUAGAUGUUUGGUCUAAAAAAAAGUAAAUUCUAAAGCCCAAGAAGACGUCCUCAAAUAUCUUAUUUUGUCCACAACCCAAAGAUAUUCAGUUUACUGUCAUACAGAAGUAAAGAAACCAGAAGAUACUCACAUUUUAAAAGCAAAAUCAGAGAAUUUGGAGUUUUUAAAAAAUGACUCGAUUAAUCGGUUAUCAAAAUAGUUGGUGAUUAAAUAUAAUACUUGACAAGUAAUCGAUUAUUCAACCUAUUGUUGCAGCUCUAGGUGUGAUACAUCUGUGUGUGGAAGAUAGCUAAGCUACCUAGCUAGUAGUAACCAUUAGUAACCAAGUGAUAAACAUUAGCUUAACAUUACAGUGCUAAUAUGUUGAUGACGUAUGCUCUUUUUAUAUACAGUCUAUGCGUAUACUGUGCCAGACGAGAGAUGUAGUUCAUUGAACAGUUUCACAAAAAACUAAAUGUUACUUUAUUGCUUUACGAGAAACUGAUACUUUCUGGACAAUGUGUUUAAUUCAGGGCACAAUUUAAACCUUAACGUACAUAUUUUUUUUCUGAAAUAAGGUCCCAUGAGCUUGAAGCGGAAGCGACAAACUUAGGCUCUCAAUUGAGUGCAUCUACACGCUCGUCGCAGUAUUAGAUACCAGCUUCAUGAUAGCGGUUAUCCAGGAUCUCCAGUGUUGAGCUCAGUGACGCCGGGCUAAGUUGGACUUUUUGAUAUAGGCUUCUGGUGGGACGAGCUAUUUAACUUGCUGCAAUGUGAACAGAUGAAAUUUUAAUCGUGGAAGGUCAAAACAAAUGAUUUGAGUUUGUUUCUUUUUGUUUUUUUAUCAGAUAAUUUCUUAUCAACAUAAGGGCACAUUUUGUCAUAAUGCACUGAGCGCCAUGUCUGAAUGGAAAUGUAGAGGUUAAUGUGCAUAUUAUUAGAUAGAAAUAUUUAAAAAAGCACAAACACAGUAGUCAAGAUGCCAUGAAUAUUUGAUGAGUGUAAACUUCUCUGUGCCAUCUUUGUAUAUCAUCAACAUUUCUUAGUUUUCACUGAAAAAACUUGUAAAACGUCUUUUGUAAAUGUCACCAAACUCCUGAUAUGUAAACAACAGGUUAUUUUUACCUGUUAUAAACAUAUAGAUAAAUGUAUCAGUAUUCAUUUUUGAAAACUUUGCAUUCACCAGUGUCUUAGCUCACAAACUUCCCUCAUAGAAACAGAUGAUCUUUUCUUUUCCCCACACACACUCACACACACACUCACACACACACACACACACACACACACACACACACACUUAAAACCACUGCAUAAAGACAGUUGGCAUACAUGCAAUAAACGUGCUGAUGGUAAUAUGGUCAUUAGCUUUAGAGGCAUCCCGCUGUUAACUGAAGUGUUGAAUGUGUGGAAACUUUGACCUGCAGGUGGUGCUAGAUGAAAAAUUAGAGGGUCACCAAAGUAGUCCUUACUAUUCGUCCUCAAGAACAGGAACGUGUCAAGCAGAUUCUUUCCAAUAGUGGUCGAGAUAUUUCACACACGACCAAAAAAUUAUCUCUGUUAAGUUCAUUCUUCAACUGCCACUGAGCGUCGGACACAACAUGCAAAGUACUGGAUAAUUUUGAGGUCUUGCAACAGAUUCUCACUCCCAACGUCACAUAUGGACGCUUUGUCAAGACCCCUUGGCGUCGCUUUUUAACGCCCUCGGUACCACUUUUGUUUUCUGUGAUCGAGUUACCAACAAUAAAUAAGCAACGCCCCGGUUAGACUUUCAAAAUAAAACUAUUGGUUAGGUUUAGGAGAAGGUCAUGGUUUGGGUUAAAAUAAGUACGUAAGUAAUGUAACUUAAGUAACUUCACUAAAAACAAUGUUAACUUUUCACACAGGAAACGAACACCAGUCACCUGGGGGAAAGUCCGGUUUCUGACAUAAAAGGUCUUUUUUUUGCGUUGGACAAUAAUACUAAAAGGUGCCAUGUGCGUUGGUACCAGACGUCGAAGGAAAUGACAAAGCUUAAGUAUUUGACGCCUUGAGAAUGAGAACAAGCUGGGAUAUGAUGUUGAUGGUGUUUUUAUUGUAUAUUAAAGGUUUCAGGGGUCAUUUUUAUGUAUUUUUUUAACUGUUAAAACAUUCGGUUGUCAGUGGGAGAGGAAAAUAAACAUUAUUUUCUGCUUGA
Molecule: messenger RNA, 5485 nt
Organism: Micropterus salmoides (largemouth bass)
Lineage: Eukaryota; Metazoa; Chordata; Actinopteri; Centrarchiformes; Centrarchidae
Gene: nagpa
Product: N-acetylglucosamine-1-phosphodiester alpha-N-acetylglucosaminidase
Exons: 12
Coding region: 100-1893 (597 amino acids)
Source: RefSeq, a predicted model, not a curated record